This is a messenger RNA of Aureobasidium uvarum, 1002 nucleotides long. The record is from the annotation of a GenBank genome assembly. Lineage: Eukaryota; Fungi; Ascomycota; Dothideomycetes; Dothideales; Saccotheciaceae.
AUGACUUAUUCCUACACCGUUUACAAAGGCUCCGAGUCCGGUGCCAUCAAGAAGGCCACCAACACCAAGCCUGAGCUCAAGGGCGACCAGGUCUACAUCAGAGUCACCGCCUCCGGUCUCUGCGGUACUGACUUGCACUACCGCAAGGCCGACAUGGCCCUUGGCCACGAGGGUGUCGGUGUCGUUGAGGAGACUGGACCUGCCUGCACCCUCCUGAAGAAGGGUGACCGCGUUGGCUGGGGUUACGAGCACGACUCUUGCUCCCACUGCGAGCAGUGCUUGAAGGGAACCGAGACCUACUGCCCCGAGAGAAAGAUGUACGGUUACGCCGAUGCCGACCAGGGUUCUUUCGCUUCCCACGGUGUCUGGCGCGAGGCCUUCCUCUUCAAGACCCCCGACAGCCUUCCCGAUGAGGCCGCUGCCCCUCUCCAGUGCGGUGGUGCCACCGUCUUCAACGCCCUCCACAUGUACAACACCCAGCCCACCGAGCGCGUCGGUAUUGUCGGUGUCGGCGGUCUCGGUCACUUGGCCAUCCAGUUCGCCGCCAAGAUGGGUUGCGACGUUGUCGUCUUCUCCGGUACCGACUCCAAGAAGGAGGAGGCCAAGAGACUCGGUGCCAGCGAGUUCUACGCCACCAAGGGUGUCAGCGAGCUCAAGGACGUCAAGCCCAUCAACCGCCUGCUCGUCACCACCUCCGCCCAGAUCGACUGGAAGCUCUACCUCCCCGUCAUGGCCCCUGGCGGUACCAUCUUCCCCCUCUCCGUCGAUGAGGGUGACUUCUCCAUCCCUUACAUGGGUCUCCUCGCUCAGGGUCUCACCGUCCAGGGCUCCAUCGUCGCUCCCCGCUUCAUCCACAAGAGAAUGUUGGAGUUCGCCGCCCACCACCAGAUCAAGCCCAUCACCCAGCACUACGACAUGUCCGUAGAGGGCAUUGAGAAGGCCAUGAAGGACCUUGACGAGGGCAACGUCAGAUACAGAGCCGUUCUGUUCAACAAGGCCUAA